This is a messenger RNA of Sphenostylis stenocarpa, 3495 nucleotides long. NCBI's taxonomy places the organism in Eukaryota, Viridiplantae, Streptophyta, Magnoliopsida, Fabales, Fabaceae. The record is from the annotation of a GenBank genome assembly.
AUGGUGGAUGCUGUGCACACUGCUUUGAGCAAUAUAGGGUUCGGGGACAUUGAGAUUGUGAUUGCUGAGACAGGAUGGCCCUCUCGUGGGGACACCAAUGAAGUAGGAGCCACUGUUGAAAACGCCAGGGCCUACAAUGGAAACCUCAUUGCACACCUCAGAUCAAUGGUUGGCACUCCUUUCAUGCCUGGAAAAUCUGUGGACACGUUCAUUUUUGCACUCUAUGAUGAGGAUUUGAAACCUGGUCCAGCAUCUGAGAGAGCAUUUGGCCUGUACAAAGCUGAUCUUACCAUGGCAUAUGAUGUUGGCCUAGACAAGUCUAGCUCUAACCAUAAGAAUCCACCAACUAGUCCUGAAAGGGAAACACAGUGGUGCAUCCCAAAAGUGGAAGUGAGUGAGGCUCAAUUGCAGACAAAUAUUGAUUAUAUUUGUACUAGCCAAGUUAUAGAUUGUGGACCAAUUCAACCAGGAGGUGCUUGUUAUGAACCUAACACAGUAUUAUCUCAUGCUGCCUUUGCCAUGAAUCUCUACUACCAAAAGGUUGGAAGAAAUCCAUGGAACUGUGAUUUCUCUCAAACAGCAAUGCUUACAUCUCAAAAUCCAAUGGAUAUGAAUCUUCUGUUUGUAUCUGGUUGGAAUACAUGCCGCGUUGGAUGGUUCAAAAUCAACACUUCCUGCGCGCUCCGUCCAAUCCUCGACUUCCAAAGCAGACACUUUCUUCCAAAGAAAAGUAGUGUAGACAAUAAAGUUAUAUCUAUUGGUGCAAUCAUUGAUCGGAAUUCUCGCAUUGGGAAAGAACAGCAAGUAGCCAUGGAGAUUGCAGCUCGAAGUUACAAUAGCACUUCAAAGACCUUUAAGUUGGCUAUCUAUUUUCGUAACUCCACCACUGAUCCUCUCACAGCCAUCAAUCUUGCUGAAGAGAUGAUUAAUAAGCAAAAGAUGCAAGUGAUUAUAGGGAUGCACAGAUGGUCAGAAGCAGGUCUAGUUGCUGAAAUAGGAAGCCAAGCUCAAGUUCCUAUCAUAGCAUUUGCACAACCUACCAUUACCCCACCGUUGAUGGCUAAGCGAUGGCCUUUUUUGGUGAGAAUGGCUAAGAGUGGUUUAGCAUAUAUCAAAUGCAUUGCAGUUAUAGUGAAAGCUUUUGGUUGGCAGCGAGUAGUAGCUAUAUAUGAAGAUGAUGCAUAUGGAGGAGAUCAUGGUAUGCUAGCACUGCUAUCUGAGGCCCUCCACGAUAUGAGUUCAUUGAUUGAGUAUCACUUAGUUCUUCCGCCUACUUCUUCUCUACAUGAUCCAGGAGGGUUUAUACGUGAAGAGCUGUUGAAUUUGUCGCAAACCCAAUCUCGCGUGUUCAUUGUGCUGCAAUCUUCAUUAGAAAUGGCUAUUCAUUUGUUUAAAGAAGCCUCAAAAAUUGGACUCUUGGACAAAGAAUCAGCUUGGAUACUCCCAGAGAGCAUAACAGAUUUGCUGGACUCUGUCAACAAGUCUGCUAUUUCCUAUAUGGAUGGAGCUUUAGGAAUCAAGAACUACUACUCCGAAAUAAGCACUGAGUACCAAGAUUUUGAGUCUCAAUUCCGGAGAACAUUUUGGUAUCAGAAUGUUGAGGAAGAUAACCGCUACCCCGGAUUUUAUGCAUUACAAGCAUAUGAUAGCAUUAAACUUGUGACUCAGGCAGUAGACAGGAUGAACAGUAGAAACACUAGCAGCCCAAAGAAUUUAAUAGGAGAAAUAUUGUCUAGCAGUUUUUUUGGUUUAAGUGGUCAUAUUCAAUUCGAAGAUGGGAAACUCCUGCAGAAUUCUAUUUUAAGGUUAGUAAACGUGGCUGGGAAGAGUUACAAGGAGCUAUGCUUUUGGAGUCAACAAUAUGGGUUCACCACAAACCUCCCUACAGGAGAAGGUGGAUAUUAUGGUGGUGGUAAUACAAACUGUUUCAGUGGUGUUCGGUGGCCUGGGAAUCUGAAGCAGGAUCCAAAAGGCUGGAACAUGCCUACUAAACAAAAUCCAUUGAGAAUUGCAGUUCGAAGCAGAACCUCUUUUUCCAAGUUUGUCAAGGUUGAUUAUGAUCACGAUGGCAAACGUGCAACAUAUAGUGGAUUUUGUAUUGAUAUUUUUUGGAGUGUGCGUGAGCUUUUGGGGUAUGACUUGCCAUAUCGGUAUUAUCCCAUCGAUGGAACCUAUAAUGAUUUGGUUCAGCUUGUCUAUAACAAGUUUUCUAAUCUUAUUCUUAUCAUAUGUUAUGAUGCCGCCGUUGGGGACAUGACCAUACUAGAGGAAAGAAUGCAGUAUGUGGAUUUUACAGUGCCAUAUGCAGAAUCAGGAUUGACAAUGAUAGUUCCGUCAAAGUCUGAAGAGUCGGCAUGGAUAUUCACAAAGCCCUUUACCUGGGAACUGUGGAUGGUUACAGGUGCCAUUUUGAUUUACACAAUGUUAGCAGUUUGGUACCUUGAGAGAGAAUCCAAUCCUGAGUUUCAUGGUAAUUGGAAGAGCCAAAUCAGCACAGCUCUUUGGUUUACCUUCUCCUCUUUGUUCUUCGCACAUAGGGAAAAAAUGAAUAGCAACUUAACUCGCAUGGUGAUGGUCUCAUGGCUCUUGCUAGUACUGAUCCUUACCUCAUGCUACACUGCUAGCCUUUCUUCAAUGCUCACAGUUAAAAAACUAAAACCAAAUGUCACAGAUAUUCAGUGGUUGAAGAGGAACAACAUGAAAAUUGGUUGUGAUGGUGACUCAUUUGUUAGGUCGUUCCUUGAGAACGUAGAAAAGUUCAAGCCUGAGAACAUCAUUAAUGUUACUGAUGAAUACAAGUAUGAUGAUGCAUUUCAAAAUAACAGCAUAGCAGCUGCCUUUCUUGAACUUCCAUAUGAAAAAGUAUUCAUUAGUGAAGACUGCAACAGCAACCGAUACACUGGUUCCACUCCCAGAAACAGAUUUGGAGGACUGGGCUUUAUGUUCCAGAAAGGCUCGCCAUUGGCCAGAGACGUGUCAAAAGCUAUAUUAAAUCUGUCAGAAACGGCAGAGCUGAAAAGGUUGGAAGAGAAGUGGUUAUUUACCUCCAACAAGUGCUCCAACAUGACCCCUGACACCGACAAUACGGAAAGUUUGAAGCUGAGAAGUUUAUGGAUUCUAUAUGUCAUCUCUGGUGGUACUUCCACCAUUUGUGUUCUUCUAUCAACCAUUCAGUCUCUAGUAAAAUACUGUCAAAGCCAAUCCGUGGCACCAGAAGACACUGACAACCCAAGUGAUCCUAAUGCGUGGGAAAAGGUGAUUUCACAUGCAAAGCAGAUGUUCAACAAAAAGAUCAAUAAUUCAAGUGAGGCACAAGAACAGGUUGUAACUGACUGUUCUUCUAGAUUGCGUCAUGUGAGAAUGACCGAUUCUCCUGAGCUUCAGCAGGAAAUGGCUUCUCCAGUACCUGAAAAUUCAACGCUCCCUUCUCCACCACCUGAGGUACACAUUACAAAUUACAAUACAGACUUAGGAAUCGCCAAAACUUCAAAGUAG